Triticum turgidum subsp. durum (durum wheat) is the source of this 2235-nucleotide messenger RNA. The record is from the annotation of a GenBank genome assembly. Lineage: Eukaryota; Viridiplantae; Streptophyta; Magnoliopsida; Poales; Poaceae.
AUGGGAGGCUACUACUGCUUGUUUCCCUGCUUGCUCGUCUGCUUUCUGCUCCACACACUUGGCAGCCACUCCCUGAAUCAGACAUGCAAUCCCACUGACCUGGAGGCGCUUCUCUCCUUUUCCAGCAGCUUGGAUAGGAAGGGCAGCAGGCUUGUCGGGUGGGGUCCCAACGACACAGCGUGCUGUUCUUGGACCGGCGUCUCUUGUGAUCUUGGGAGGGUUGUUGGGUUGGAUCUCUCCAACAAGAGCCUUCAUGGCGGCAUCUCCUCAGCAAUCAGCUUGCUUGAUGGCCUUGUGACUCUAAACCUCUCUGGCAACUCUCUCCAUGGUCAGCCACCGGUUGGGCUUGGCCGGUUAGCAAGGAUGCGGAUUCUCGACCUCAGCAUGAACAUGCUCUCCGGCGCGUUCCCGACGAGUGAACACGGCUUCCCAGCGAUUGAGGUUGUGAAUGUCUCCUUCAACCAAUUCAAGGGACCACAUCCUGUGUUCCCUGGCGCAAUGAACCUGACGGUUCUUGAUAUCUCGAGCAAUGCCUUUUCUGGUGGCAUCAACAUCAUGGUCCUCUGUGUUGCGCCGGUCAAGGCCCUGCGAUUUUCCAGGAAUAAGUUCACCGGUCAGGUCCUCACCGGCUUCGGCCAGUGCAAGAUGCUUACUGAGCUCUCUAUUGACAGCAGUGGCCUUACCGGAAACCUCCCCAGCGACCUUUACACUAUAUCAGAGUUGAGGAGGCUGAGCUUACGAGAUAACCUGCUCUCUGGUAAUCUCGGCGAGAACCUGGGUAACUUCUCUCAGCUUAUCCAUAUUGACCUGUCAUAUAACAUGUUCCGUGGCAUCAUCCCUGACAUGUUUGGAGGUUUGAGGAGGCUGGAGUUCUUAAACUUGUGCUCAAAUUUGUUAACUGGCACAUUGCCUGCUUCCCUGUCGAGCUGCCCAAUGCUGCGAGUGAUCAACCUAAGGAACAACUCGCUGUCGGGCAAGAUUACCAUUGACUUCCGUUUAUUACCAAGGCUGAUCGUUUUGGAUGCAGGGGCCAACAUGCUGAGUGGUCCUAUACCUCCAGAUCUCAUGUGGUGCACUGAGUUGAGGACACUGAACCUUGGAAAGAACAUGCUUGAUGGGGACAUAACAGAGAGCUUUAAGAAUUUGCGAUCCCUGUCGCACCUUUCGCUUGAUCGUAAUGGCUUCACCAACUUGUCAUCCGCAUUACGAGUCUUGCAGCACCUGCCCAAACUGACAACUUUGGUGCUCACCAAGAACUUCCAUGGUGGUGAGACCCUGCCUAUGGAUGGCAUCAAUGGGUUUAAGAGCAUGCAGGUGUUUGUUUUGGCAAACUGUGCGCUCUCCGGCAUGAUUCCGCCUUGGCUGAAAAGUAUGGAGAGCCUCAGAGCGCUGGACCUUUCAUGGAAUAAGUUGAAUGGAAAGAUCCCACUAUGGUUGGGCAAUCUCAAUGAUCUCUUCUACGUCGACCUGUCAAACAAUUUGUUCAGUGGGGAGCUGCCUGAGAGCUUUACACAGAUGAAGGGUUUAAUUUCAAGUAAUAGUUCGAGUGAGCAUGCAUCAAUGGAGGAUUUCCCAUUAUUUAUCAAGAAGAAUUCAUGUAAUAAAGGUUUGCAGUACAACCAUGUCAGCAGCUUCCCGCCGUCGCUGAUCCUGUCCAAUAACUUGCUUGUUGGGCCAGUCUUGUGGGGCCUUGGCAAUCUUGUGAAGCUUCAUGUGUUGGACUUGGGCUGGAAUAACUUAUCGGGGUCAAUUCCUGAUGAGUUGUCAACCAUUUCAAGCUUGGAAGAGCUAAAUUUAACCCACAAUGGCCUCAGUGGGAGCAUACCAGAAUCUCUAGCAAAGUUGACAUUUCUCUCCACGUUUGAUGUCUCGUACAACAACCUGACUGGACUAAUCCCAGCAGGGGGUCAAUUUUCCACAUUCACAAAUGAGAAUUUCGUGGGCAAUGCUGGACUAUGCCUUCGUUGGAAUGGCCCCUGCUUUGGAAAGGCUCCAUUUGAAGAAGGAAGUGAUGGCACCGAUACCAUAUCCGCAAUGCUCACGAUGACAUACAUCACUGUGGAAGUGGGAUUCGCUUUCGGGCUUUUGACUGUCUGUAACAUACUGUUCUUCGCAAGGGCUUGGAGGGCCGCAUAUUUUCUGGCGGUCGACAGGUUCUUUGAUAAGCUCUAUGUAAUGACAAUGGUGAAGGUGAACAAGCUCACAAGAAUUUGGGAGGAUAAAGAUCAUCUUUAG